Messenger RNA from Anastrepha obliqua, 2185 nucleotides. RefSeq names its product phenoloxidase 3-like. The record is from RefSeq and is a predicted model, not a curated record. The coding region runs from base 1 to 2145 and encodes 714 amino acids. NCBI's taxonomy places the organism in Eukaryota, Metazoa, Arthropoda, Insecta, Diptera, Tephritidae. The transcript has 7 exons.
AUGACGGAUUAUACGAAAGCUUUUGAAAUGCUCUUUCAAAGUCCCUUUGAACCUAUUUACACUUGUCGGGAUAAUGGAAAGUGUAUUUUCGAAUUACCGGAAUCUUAUUACAGAGAGCGCGAUGUGGGUGUGAAGGAGAUGUUGCAGAAACGUUAUGCGACUAAAAGCCCCAAAAGAUUAUCCUUAAUUGAGUUGCCGUCAAAGCCAGACUUGUCCUUUGCUGAAAAAUUGGGCAAAAGACAAAGCUUUUCGCUUUUUAAUUCGCUGCACCAAAAAAUCGCUGGUGAACUUACCGAUCUGCUUCUCAGUGCCAAGGAUUUGGACACUUUUCUGGGCUUGUGUGUUUAUAUUAGGCAUCGUUUGAAUCCUAUGCUCUUUCAAUAUUGUUAUGCAGUUGCUUUGCUGCAUCGUCCAGAGACUCGUGGCAAUUGGGUGCCUCCAGUAGUGGAAAUAUUUCCAACGUAUUUCGUUGAACCUUCAGUGUUUCGUAAGAUGCGCAAGUCUGUGGAAUUGCAGCAUAAAACUAAGCCCGUAAAAAUUGGGCGUAACUUUACGGCCUCUGAUCGGGAAUUCGAACAACGCUUGGCCUACUUUCGUGAGGAUAUAGGCGUGAAUAUGCAUCAUUGGCACUGGCAUCUUGUUUACCCGACUAGCGGUAACCGUAAGACUGUCGACAAAGAUCGUCGUGGUGAACUCUUCUACUAUAUGCACCAGCAGAUUUUAGCGCGUUACAAUGCCGAACGAUUCAGUAAUAAAUUGGCUAAAACACUACCACUGAGUAAUCUACGCGAACCAAUCGCGGAAGGGUACUUCCCAAAAUUAUUUAACAGCAUAAGUGAUCGCACUUAUCCUGGACGUUGCAAUAAUCAAAUAUUACAGGAUGUCAAUCGCGAGAACGCAGCGAUAGACAUUGCGGAUUUGGAGCGCUGGUGUGACCGCAUUUUGGCGGCCAUCGAUCAGCGUUAUGUGGUAAAUCCCAAAGGCGAGAAACGCAAGCUUGAUGAGGUAAGUGGCAUCGAUUUGCUCGGUAAUAUCAUUGAGCAAUCCGAUCUGUCUAUCAAUCCGCAAUACUAUGGCAAACUACACAAUAUGGGCCACGAUUUAAUUGCCUGUGCGCACGAUCCAGAUAAUCGCCACAAAGAGGAGUCCGGCGUCAUGGGCCACAAUAUGACCGCUAUGCGAGAUCCGAUCUUCUACCGCUGGCACACAUUCAUUAACAAUAUAUUCAAUAAAUUCAAAAUUCUAUUGCCACCCUAUUGCAAAAAGCAACUCGACUACGCAGGUAUAAAUUUUCGAAGCUUUGUAGUGAGAUCAAGUACACUGAACGAACCGAAUCAAUUUGAAACAUUCUGGCAAAACUCUGAAGUUGACCUGGCAGCCGGCUUGGAUUUUACCGCAGAUACCGGUUUAUAUGCCUCUUAUACGCAUCUCCAGCAUGCACCUUUCGAAUACCAAUUUGUGGUUGAAAACACGAGUGAACAAAUGAAACGUGGCACUUGUCGCAUUUUUCUCUGUCCACAGUUAGAUGAACGCGGCAAGAGAUUGACGCUUGAAGAACAGCGUUUGUUGGCCAUUGAAAUGGAUAAAUUUACCGUUAGACUUUCGCCUGGUAGAAACCAAUUCAAGCGGCUUUCCGUUGAAUCAUCCGUUACCAUCGCCAUUGAACGUACUUUUGGCCGUACAACAAACAAAGACGAAUUAUCCGUAAGAGCGCCGGAACUCUCCAAUCGUUUACACUUUUGCGGCUGCGGUUGGCCACAUAAUAUGUUGCUGCCCAAAGGCAAGGUGCGCGGCAUGCAUUUCGAUCUAUUCGCCAUGAUUUCUAACUAUGCGGACGAUGCGGUGAACCAGCACCAACAAAAGAGGAAAAAAUGUCACAGCUGUGAAAUCAUAUCGAAUGAGGUGGCUGAUGAGAAUGAAACUCUAUGCAAUGAUGAUGCGGCCUCCUAUUGUGGCCUGCGUGACAAAUUAUAUCCAGAUAAACGUACGAUGGGCUUCCCCUUCGAUAGACGUUUACCGGCCGACAAUCUCAAUGAACUCGUUCAACUAUAUCAGAAUAUGCAUAGCAUUGAUGUGGUCAUCAAUUUUAAGGACGAGGUGAGAUCGGCUGUCAAAAAUGAUAAAAUUAUAUUCAGGGAUGACUAAGAGAGCAUGCAGUGGCCGCUCGAUUGUGUGAACCAUAAAA